Phodopus roborovskii (desert hamster) is the source of this 2304-nucleotide messenger RNA. It is a transcript of the gene Ucp3, whose product is annotated as uncoupling protein 3. Gene Ontology annotation, molecular function: oxidative phosphorylation uncoupler activity. Lineage: Eukaryota; Metazoa; Chordata; Mammalia; Rodentia; Cricetidae. Gene Ontology annotation, biological process: response to cold; mitochondrial transport; adaptive thermogenesis. The coding region runs from base 141 to 1067 and encodes 308 amino acids. Gene Ontology annotation, cellular component: mitochondrial membrane. The transcript is spliced from 7 exons. The record is from RefSeq and is a predicted model, not a curated record.
CCCCUACCCAGGAAUAGAGCCCCAGGGAGCACCUGCACUACCCUACCUUGGCUAGACUCACAGCUGCCUCCUGGAACUGAAGUAAAGGAUUGCCAGGCUCCUUGGACCUCAGAAGGAACCAGGCCCAUCUGCCCGGCACCAUGGUUGGACUUCAGCCAUCAGAAGUGCCUCCCACAACAGUUGUGAAGUUCCUGGGGGCUGGCACUGCAGCCUGUUUUGCAGACCUACUCACCUUCCCCCUGGACACCGCCAAGGUCCGCCUGCAGAUCCAGGGGGAGAAUCCAGGGAUGCAGAGAGUGCAGUACCGGGGUGUGCUGGGUACCAUCCUGACCAUGGUGCGCACCGAGGGUCCCUGCAGCCCCUACAGUGGGCUGGUUGCUGGCCUCCACCGCCAGAUGAGCUUUGCCUCCAUUCGAAUUGGCCUCUACGACUCUGUCAAACAGUUCUACACCCCCAAAGGAGCUGACCACUCCAGCAUCGCCAUCAGGAUUCUGGCAGGCUGUACCACGGGAGCCAUGGCAGUGACCUGUGCCCAGCCCACAGAUGUGGUGAAGGUCCGAUUUCAAGCCAUGAUACGUCUGGGAACUGGAGGCGAGAGGAAAUACAAAGGGACUAUGGAUGCCUACAGAACCAUCGCCAGGGAGGAAGGAAUCAGGGGCCUAUGGAAAGGGACUUGGCCCAACAUCACGAGAAAUGCCAUUGUCAACUGUGCUGAGAUGGUGACCUAUGACAUCAUCAAGGAGAAGCUGCUGGACUCUCACCUGUUCACUGACAACUUCCCCUGCCACUUUGUCUCUGCCUUUGGAGCCGGCUUUUGUGCCACAGUGGUGGCCUCCCCAGUGGAUGUGGUAAAGACCAGGUACAUGAAUGCCCCCCCAGGCAGAUACCGCAGCCCUCUGCACUGUAUGCUGAAGAUGGUGGCGCAAGAGGGCCUCACGGCCUUCUACAAAGGAUUUGUGCCCUCCUUCCUGCGUUUGGGAGCCUGGAACGUGAUGAUGUUUGUAACCUAUGAACAGCUAAAACGUGCCUUGAUGAAAGUCCAGGUGUUGCGGGAAUCUCCAUUUUGAACAAGGCAAGAGGGCCACAUGGUGCUUUCCUCGUAAGAGACUGCCUAGAACAGCAUAAAACCUCAGCUCUCUGCCCAGCAGACGCAGCAGACCCAGCGGACCCAGGCCCACACAUUACAGAACUCUGUGCUUGUUGCUGAAGAAACUGAACUAAAAGAAGAGGACAGUUUUAGUCUUCGUGUUUUGUCCUAAAACACCUUAGUUUUGCACUGACCUGUUGGGAAUUAAAUUAUAUUAAUUUUUAAAAUUUCUGGUUGGAUGCCUAACAUUUAGGCAAGAGAAAACACAGAAAAUCAGAUUCCUUUGGACAAAAGGGAGAUUUGCCAACUCCCCUGAAACGUAGGGUUAGGCGAUGAAUAUUAAGCAGGAAAUGCUGCAAGCAUUGGGAAGAUUAUCCCGCUGCACAGUGGAACCAGAUAAAUGCCCAGAGUGACAUUUCAACCUCAGUGCAAAGCUGUGACUGCAGCCCCACAGUCACCUGAGGGACGUCUGCCCUUCUGUAACGAGGCUGCCAAGUAGACUUCAUUAGGACUGGAGAAAAUGAGAAAGGAAAAAGAAAACAUUGAGAGCAUACAAAUGAGUCUGGCUGGGCCCUCGCAGGACACCGGAGGACGGAGGGUGCACAGUGGCUAACAGUCCCUCCUUGUCUACCUCAGGGUGCUGGGAGGACCGAAUGAGAAACAGGGCAUGGGAGCACUUUAGAAAAACAAUGCCUGCCUACAAAUGUAAACUUGAAGGCAAUGCUGUAGGAGAGUUUGUCCAGAGAGGAAGCCUGAGGGAAAUGCAGUUUGUAGUGGUAAAGCCACACACACCAGCAUGGUGAAGACCACGGAUGACUGAAGCCAUGGGAGCCUGCUGCCUGGUGACCUCAAAGGGCUGUGGAUCAGAAGAGACACUACCUGUCUGUCAGUCCAAAGCAGCAGGACCCAGAAUAUUUAGGAAAUCACUAUGACUCCCACCUUGAGGGAAAUAAGAAUGACUGCUUUUUAGCCUUCUCUCCCGGACAGAUUUUCUCAAGUCCUGCUUGUUAGGGUGAUGACAGACCCGUCUCCGUCUCCACACGCCUAGACUUCCUUCUUUUCUCUCACUGCCUUUGGCUGCAGAGACAAUGCUCUACCUGUUAAGCCUUCAGCCUUCCAUCUACAGAAAGCAGGGCUGAAAUACAGGACCAACUUCCAAGCUUCAGACUGCACAUCUGGACCCUUUCCUCAGCUGCCGCCAAGGUGCUCAGUCCUAC